AUGAACUCUGCUGAUUACACUCCUGAUGAGGACUUCAGAGUGGACCCAGCGCUGGUGGGUAUGAGGAGCAAACCCCGCUUCUCCCACACCGAGGUCAAGGUUCUGCUGCUGGCCAUCAAGAAACACCGCUACAUUCUGCUGCGGAAGUUCAACCAGGGCGUCUCCGCCGACGCCAAGAAGAUGAUCUGGUGUCGAAUCACGGAUCAGAUCAACAGCCUCGGGGAGAACCAGCGGGAGGUUCGGCAGAUCAUGAAGAAAUGGGCCGACCUGAAGUUUGAUGCAAAACGCCGCAUGACGGGACCCAACAGGAAGAACUUCAGGAGGAAACACCUCGGACCCAUCGAGAGAGCGGUCCACAAGAUCCUCACCCUGAGCCCCAACCCAGAUGGGGACAGUGACGCUGACCUGGACCAGGACCGCUGCUUCGCCAGUAUCUCUCUGCCCGACGACUUCAGUCUGUCGUCCACCAGCGUCAACUCCUACAGCGAGGCCUUCAGCUCCGAUCGCACGGCAGACGACAUGAGCUGCGAGUCUCCGGAGUACGGCCUGGACUUUGAGGAGGAGGAGGACGAUGACCAGGGCUUCCUGACGGAGCCGGACGACUUCCUGCGCUCCAAACCCACCUACACCUACUCCCGACAGGAGAGCAGCUCCAGCCAGCCGGCCCCUGCCCCCCAGCGGAGCCCGGAGCCCCCACAGCGGCCUGAGCCAGAGCCAGGGCAGUCGCAGCCGCCACAGGACCUGUCCCCUGUGGCCGUGUGCGUGCAGCAGCAGAGGCAGGCGCGCACCCUCCUGGCCUCCGUGGGGCGCUCUGUAGAGACUCUGGCCCGGUCUCUGCAGCAGCUGAAGGAGCGACAGCAGCUCUUCACACAGGAGUCUCUGCAGCUGCAGCGGCAGACGGUCGACACGCUCCGGGACUUCUCCAGCACCGCCCUGGCCAUGCUGCGCACCACGCCCCGCCCCAAGCAUCACACAUACACGCGCAAGUGA
This is a messenger RNA of Knipowitschia caucasica, 990 nucleotides long. The record is from the annotation of a GenBank genome assembly. Lineage: Eukaryota; Metazoa; Chordata; Actinopteri; Gobiiformes; Gobiidae.